Chlorella variabilis is the source of this 4110-nucleotide messenger RNA. RefSeq lists its product as hypothetical. The record is from RefSeq and is a predicted model, not a curated record. Gene Ontology annotation, molecular function: chromatin binding; DNA (cytosine-5-)-methyltransferase activity. Gene Ontology annotation, cellular component: nucleus. The transcript has 31 exons. Bases 1 to 4110 code for a protein of 1369 amino acids. Lineage: Eukaryota; Viridiplantae; Chlorophyta; Trebouxiophyceae; Chlorellales; Chlorellaceae.
AUGCCCCCUUGCGCCAAGUUCCUUGCACCGGUCGCCUCUCGCUCCGAGCUGUCUUCACGCGCACCUGCCAACCUGCUCGUACUGCUCACAAGCUGUACCGCCAAUAAGCUGUACCGCCAUACUGUACUGCCGCAGGCCAAGGACUACAAGUACGUCGGCUCCCAGAAGCAGAACGGCGGCAUCGUCAUCCGAGACAUGGAGGCGGCCGCCGCCUCUGGCGCCGGCGCCCCUGCCGUCGAGGCCAAGGAGGGAGACAAGCAGAUGGAGGCGGAUGAGGAUCUGGCCCGCCAGCUGCAGGCCAAGAUGGACGCAGAGAUGCGGGCCAAGCGCCCCGGCGCGCCCAAGGGCAACAAAGGUGCGCAGGCCUACAUGCGCGUGUCUGAGUCUGAGAUCGCUGAUGACUACCCCGCCCCCCAGGCGUACCGCAAGGAGGACGAGGAGACCGACGAACUGAUCCUGAUGGACGAUGAGUGCGCUGACGUGGACCCCGAGUACCUGCCCCGCAGGCUGCUCACCGACUUCUCCAUCUACAAUGCAGAGGGCAUGUUUGGGUCCCUGGAGCUGCUGCCCAUGUGGAGCGGCGUGGACCCGGAUGUCGAGCUGUACGCCUCGGGGCUGGUGGUGGAUGAUGAGGGCGACUUCUCCGGCGGCCAGGCCCUGAACGACGACGGCGCGGGCGGCAGCGGCUCCGGUGCAGGCGGCAGCAGCUCCGGCGCGGGCGGCUCUGGCGUGGGCCCCGCCGAGCCAGCCGGCAUGCGCAUGUACCUGAGCCAGAUCCGGGAGUGGGUGGUGGACUUUGGCGCGGACAUGCUGUUCAUCUCCAUCCGCACUGACGUGGCGUGGUACCGCCUGUCCGUGCCCGCCGCCAAGUACGCACCCUGGUUUGGCGUGGUGCUCAAGUGCGCCCGCCUGGCGGUCAAGGUGCUGCAGCUGCUCAGCCUGGAGGCCCGCGCCUCCAAGCUCAGCUUCAACGACAUUGUGAAGCGGCUGGCAGCCCAGGACGAGACGGAGACCACCUUCGUUUCCAAGAAGGUGGAUGCUGUGGAGCGCUUUGUGGUGGCCCACGGCCAGAUCAUCAUCAACCAGUUCCAAAACUACCCUGUCAAGGAGGUGCAGAAGAGCGCGUUUGUGUCGACGCUGCGCGAGCGCAUGGCGCAGCUGCGCCACUGCAAGCUGUACAAGGCGGGCAAGAAGGAGGUGGUGCGGGGGCAGCGCGUCAACCGCAACCCCAUGGGAUCCAACCAGCUGCACGACGUGGCCCGCUCCAACAAGCCCAUGACCGCCACCGCCACCGUCAUGGUCAAGAAUGUGUGGCAGGCGUACUUCCGAGGCGCCAAGCCGGAGGGCGAGGGCGAGGAGGGCGGCGCAGAGGGCGAGGCCGCCAAGGAGGUGGAGGAGGAUGAGAACGAGGAGGAGGCGGAGGACGAUGUGGCGGAGGAUGCGCUGGCGCAGGGUGCCGCCAAGAAGGCCGGCGCGGCGGCCGCCAAGAAGAAGAAGGCUGCCAAGGGCGCCUGGGUGGGCGCAGUGGCCAGGACCGAGGACGGCGACAAGUUCUACAGCAAGGCCAAGGUGGGCGAGGUGCAGGUGGCGCUGGGCGACGCCGUGCUGCUGGCUGCCGAGGAGGACGACGAGGGGGCCCCGCUGGCGCUGGUGCAGGCCAUGUGGCAGACCGCGGACGGCUCCAAGGAGGUGCAGGUGCGGCUGCUGGCCCGCGGCGAGGAGACUGUGCUGGGCGACGCCGCCUCCGACUCCGAAGUCUUCCUGACCACCGAGCUGGAGACGCGCGAGCUGACCAGCAUUGUGGAGAAGGCGAGCGUGAGCAAGCUGGAGCGGGUGUGGGACGCCUCCAAGCGCCGGGAGCAGUUCCAGCAGGACCAGGAGCUGCGCCAGCGCAACGAGGAGGCUGCCAAGGAGGGCCGCCCGCUGGAGCUGUUCUGGCGGCGGCAGUAUGCGCCGCAUGAGGGCAUGUUCUGUGACCCACCUGCUGACCUGCAGCUGGGCACCCGCCUGCCUGAGGACGACGGCAAGCCCGCCAAGGGCCUCAAGGUGCUGGCCGGCGGCAAGGGCUUUGUCAAGGAUGGCGUGGAGUACAGGGAGGGCGACUUCCUGUUUGUGGGCCCCACCGUGUUUGACCAGCUGGAGGAUGCGCAGCAGGAUGGCAGCCAUGUCGGCCUCCGCGCCUGGGGCAUCGCCCAGCUGGUGCGCCUGGGCAAGGUGGAGAAGGCGGAGGGCAAGGGCAAGGCAGCCAAGGGCAAGGGCAAGAAGGGGGAGGAUGACUGGGAGGACAGCGAGGAGGCGGGCAGCAAUAAGGGCGGCGGCAAGGGCCGCGGCGCCGCCGCCGCGGGCGACAAGGUGUCCGCCCUCACCGUGCGCCGCUACUACCGACCCGAGGACAUCUCUCGCGAGCAGGCCUACAAGGCCGCCUCCUUCUAUGAGGUCUACGCCUCGGAGGAGGAGGUGACGGUGAGCGUGGACGAUGUGGUGGGGCGGUGCCGCGUGGUGCCCAAGGGCUACCCCACCAGCAUCGACACCUUUGAGUGCGCCGCCACCUUCACCCGCAAGGGCAAGAAGUUUGGGCCCGCCCCGCAGCUGGCCAUCCCAGAGGACCUCCAGGACUUUGAUCCCAUGGAGGAGGAGGAGGAGAAGGCGGCUGCCGUGGCACCGCGCGCCGACAAGGGCAAGGGCAAGGUGGGCGAGGAGGCGGAGCCUGCGGCCGCCGCCGAGCAGGGCAAGGCCGUGGCGGGCGCGGGCGCGUUCCCCGGCGACGACGGCAUCGCCCUCGCCACCAUGGACAUAUUUGCGGGCUGCGGUGGGCUGUCAGAGGGCAUGCACCAGGCCGGCGCCGCCGUGAGCAAGUGGGGCAUCGAAUACGAGCGCCCCGCCGCCGCCGCCUUUGAGGUGAACAACCCGCAGGCCGCCGUGUUCUGCAACAACUGCAACGUGCUGCUGCACGCCGCCAUGACCAAGGCGGGGCUGGAGGAUGACUGCGAUGCCUGCGACGACGCCAAGGAGGGCACUGCCAACCUGCCCUCGGAGCAGAUGGCGGCGCUGCCGCUGCCGGGCGAGGUGGACUUCAUCUGCGGCGGCCCGCCCUGCCAGGGCUACAGCGGCAUGAACCGCUUCAACAAAGGUAACUGGUCCAUGGUUCAGAACUCCAUGGUUAUGGCCUUCCUGUCGCCCCGCUACUUCCUGCUGGAGAAUGUGCGCAACUUUGUGUCUCACAACAAGUCCUUCACCUUCCGCCUCACCGUGCGAUCGCUGCUGGACAUGGGCUACCAGGUUCGCUUUGGCGUGCUCAAUGCCGGCAACUUUGGGGUGGCGCAGUCGCGCAAGCGCACCUUCAUCUGGGCGGCGGCGCCCGGCGAGCUGCUGCCCGACUGGCCCAAGCUGAUGCACUGCUUCCGCACGCCCCAGCUGACCAUCAACCUGCCCGGCGGCGUGCAGUACCGCGCGGUACCGCAGACGGUGGGCGCCCCGCUGCGCCCCGUCACCGUGCGGGACGCCAUCGCAGACCUGCCUGAGAUUGAGAACGGGCACAUGGUGGAGGAGAUGGAGUAUGUGGGGGGCCCGGUGUCUGCUUUCCAGCAGCACGUGCGCGGCGACUGCACCCAGCUGACCGACCACAUCUCCAAGCAGAUGAACGAGCUCAACCUGGAGCGCUGCAGGUGCAUUCCCAAGAACUGCCCGGGUGCUGACUGGCGGGUGCUGGAGGAGAUUGUGAAGGCCGACCCCGGCCGGGAGAAGUUCAAGGGCCAGCCCCUGGUGCCCUGGUGCCUGCCCAACACGGCCGACCGCCACAACGGCUGGCGCGGCCUGUUUGGCCGCCUGGACUGGAACGGUCACUUCCCCACCUCCACCACCGACCCUCAGCCCAUGGGCAAGGUGGGGCAGGUGUUCCAUCCCGAGCAGGACCGCAUCGUGUCUGUGCGCGAGUGCGCCCGCGCCCAGGGCUUCCCAGACAAGCACCGCUUUGUGGGCACCGUGCACAACAAGCACCGGCAGGUUGGGAAUGCGGUGCCGCCGCCGCUGGCCGCCGCGCUGGGCCGCCAGCUGCGCAAGGCGCUGGAGGCCAAGGCGGAGGCGGAGCGCCAGAAGGCGCUGGCGGCGUGA